This is a messenger RNA of Panicum virgatum (switchgrass), 939 nucleotides long. Its product is annotated as calmodulin-like protein 5. The transcript has a single exon. Gene Ontology annotation, molecular function: calcium ion binding. Lineage: Eukaryota; Viridiplantae; Streptophyta; Magnoliopsida; Poales; Poaceae. The record is from RefSeq and is a predicted model, not a curated record. Bases 317 to 739 code for a protein of 140 amino acids.
ACAUAGCCAUGGACAUGAUGCAGGCAACCACACGUCACCUUGCUCAACACACUGCCCUGCGGCACUUGAGUAGCGGGUAGUCUUCGUCUUCCUCUACGAGUGAGACAGCAGAGAGCGCAAAUCAUGCCUGCAGAUAGAGGCGAAUCUAUAAAGCUACGAGAAUGAGACAUGGAUCAGAGCCCCGUGCACCUAUAAAAGAGCAGCAACUGAUCGCAAGCUCCGACGUGCAGAGCAGGACUACUACUGCUAGCUUCCUAGAUAGCUAGUACCAGAAGCCAGAGCUCCACCCAGCCAAGAGGGGCGGCGGCAGGCAGCCAUGGCCAUGGCAACCGUGCCCCCAAACGCGAGGUGCCUGUUCCCGGGCAAGGAGCACCGGAACGCGAUCACGGUGCCGGAGUUCAAGCUCUGGCUGAAGCAGUUCGACACCGACGGCGACGGGCGCAUCAGCCGGAAGGAGCUCCGGGAGGCCAUCCGCCGCCGCGGCGCGUGGUUCUCCGGCCUGCGGGCGCGCUUCGCCGUCCGCCGCGCCGACCGGAACCGCAACGGCUUCGUGGACGACUCCGAGAUCGAGGGCCUCAUCCAGUUCGCCGAGAGGGAGCUCGGCUUCAGGAUCACCACGGACGCGGCCGCCGGCGCCGACGGCCCGCCUCUCGGCCGCGUCUCGCCGCCGGCCGACAGGUCCAUCACGUACACGGAACAAGGAUCUUUCUGCACACAUGGGAUUUUUUGCUCUAUAUGAGUAUAGCUUAGGUCUCUCCUCUGAAUAAUUUGUGUGGAAGCAGGAGGAAGCACCUACUCUGCAGUAGCAGCUUGUUUGGGUAGUGUACCGGCCGCGUGGUGAUCGAGGUGAUGAUGCUAUAUCAUGUACUGUAUAUUUGAUUUGUAAUAAUCCAUCCAUCCCAUGUGUGUUAUUAUGGAUUCAGCUUCUCGAUCUAUUUA